Molecule: messenger RNA, 1116 nt
Organism: Spathaspora passalidarum NRRL Y-27907
Lineage: Eukaryota; Fungi; Ascomycota; Pichiomycetes; Serinales; Debaryomycetaceae
Exons: 1
Source: RefSeq, a predicted model, not a curated record
ACAGUUACUGUUUCAAACCCUGACACUACUUAUGUCACCACAGUUACUAAUCCAUACUAUCCACCACCUACUGUCACUACAAUUGUGAACCCUGACACUACUUAUGUUGUCACAGUUACUCCUCCAUAUGUUCCACCAGGUGUUGUUACUACCAUUACAAACCCAUACACUACUUAUGUUACUACUGGACCAUACAACCCACCAGUUGUGGUUACUACAAUUGUAUAUCCUGACACUACUUUAGUAGCUACUGUUACAGGACCAUACGUACCCCCACCAUUAGUUACUACAGUUACUGGUGUUAACACUGUCUAUGUUACUACUGUCUAUGUUACUACGGUUACUUAUCCUACAGUUUACCCACCAGUCCCAACUGGUUCUCAACCAGGAGGAACUUCUCCAGGAAAUGUUACACCAGAUCAAGAAGAAGAACUUCAAGUUCCACCUUCAGGAGGUAAUCCAAAUGAUCCAUCUAAUCCUAACUAUCCAGGUGGAAAUCCUGCCCCAGCAAACCCUAACUAUCCAGGUGGAAACCCUGCCCCAGCAAACCCUAAUGACCCUUCAGCUAACCCAGAGCAAGAAGAAGAACUUGAAGUGCCAUACCCAGGUGGUAAUCCAAGUGUCCCAGGAAAUCCAAAUGAUUCUGGUAAUCCAAAUGUCCCAGGAAAUCCUAAUGAUUCUAGUAAUCCAAAUGCCCCAGGCAAUCCUAAUGAUUCUAGUAAUCCAAAUGCCCCAGGAAAUCCUAAUGAUUCUGGUAAUCCAAAUGCCCCAGGAAAUCCUAACGACCCUUCAUUGGAACAAGGUGGAGACGAAUUUGUUCAAGAUCCUAAUUUGUUCACUUACACAAGUGCUGUUCCUACAACCUUUGUAUCAGAUGGAAGAACUUAUGCAUCAUCUGUACCAGUUGUUUAUACUACUAGUGUUCCACAAGAUGGUGUUCCUGAAGUAAUGGUUUCUCCUGGAAACCCAGCACAAGGUGGUUAUGAUGAUACUCUUGAUGCAAACCCACCAGAUCUUGAAGAAUUACUUGAAGAUUUCGAGGGUAUGGCUACUGGCCUUAGCUAUAAUACCUUUAUGUUAUGUUUAUGUUUGAUUUCUACGACGAUGUUUCUUUAG